Messenger RNA from Thlaspi arvense, 705 nucleotides. Lineage: Eukaryota; Viridiplantae; Streptophyta; Magnoliopsida; Brassicales; Brassicaceae. The record is from the annotation of a GenBank genome assembly.
AUGGGUUGGCUGCCCAAGAAAAAGCCUCCAACAAAAUGGGAGCUGUUUGCCAAAAGGAAAGGUAUAGUAAAGCGCAAAAAGGACAAGCUUGUGUAUGAUGAGAAAACUGGUUCUUGGAAGCGCCGCCAUGGUUAUGAUCGCGUAAAUGAUGAUAAAGAUAUACCCAUCAUCGACGCAAAGGCAACUGAUGUCACCUUGGAACUUCCUUCAGAGCCAGGUGAAGAUCCUUUUGCCAAGAGACAAGCAGAAAAGAAAAAGAGAGUAGAAAAGCAAGAGAAGAAUCAGUUGCAGAAUUUGAAACAAGCUGCAAAAGUUGGGGCUCUACCAAGCCACAUUCAGCUUGCUGCUACAUCUCUGCCCAUAACUGGAACUCAAGCUGUGCCUAAGAAAGUAAGUAAAAAUGAACUUGAAAAUGUAGCUGGAAUGGCAGCAACCUCAACAGCCAGCGGUGGGAAAUUUGAUAAGAAGCUCCGGGGUGAAAAGCCUGCGAAGCACGAAGGGAAAUACCGCAAGUUCCUACCUGUAGUGGAAGGAUCAGGAAUGGGCUCACUAGAAAAGCAGCAAACUGAUAAAGUUCUUAAUAAGUUAAUCUCCAAGAAUUCCCACGAGAUACUAAAUGUGGAAAAGGCCGUAAAUAUGUAUAAUGUGAAGAAGGAUAAAAAGCGAAAGAACCAACAAGGAAGUCCUCAUCCUCAGGGAAGUUGA